AAUUCACUUGUUUCCAAAACAAUCAAAAUGUUAUCUUCACUUGUGCCAAGUGUAUUUUUCGUUCUAGCAUUUGCUGCUUCAACAGCAAUUGCAUUUCCACCAGUUCAAUUUGAUACAUUCAACACUUCCACUGUUGUCGAAGUAAUAGCUUUCGAUGAUCUUGACACAGUUCUAAAAGAUUCUGGUCUAAUUCCACUGAGUCCUCGUAGUAAUAUCAGAAUACCAGUUCAUUACACUUUUGGCAAUCGAGAUCCAUCAAGAGAUUACCUUGUUUCUUCAGGUGGUGGAUAUAAAUCCUCUAGUUCACCACAAACAUUUCAGCUACAUUUAAAUUAUCCAUCUUAUGGACAAGGAGCUCUCAUAACUUAUGUGGAAAUCGAUGUUGAACAAAGUUCUAGCGAUGGACACGCCUAUAUUACAUCAGGAGGUGUCAAGGAGCGUAAUAUUAGGAUUUUGGUAGAUGCUAAGAGCACAACUUGGUUUAAGUAUAAUUUCAAAAUCUAUGGAUAUUAGUGACAAUAAAAAAAUGUGUCACCUUAAAUGAAA
Molecule: messenger RNA, 546 nt
Organism: Episyrphus balteatus (marmalade hoverfly)
Lineage: Eukaryota; Metazoa; Arthropoda; Insecta; Diptera; Syrphidae
Exons: 2
Coding region: 28-513 (161 amino acids)
Source: RefSeq, a predicted model, not a curated record